CGCAGCGACCACCCAGCGCAUGAUGUCAGAUCCUGCAAGUGCAGCAUCGCCGAAUAUAUAAAAUGAACGAUCUCACACUAGUUACUCAUUCGUUACUCUACACACCACGAAUAAGCAUCAUGAUCAAAUACCUGACCAUCGUUUGCGUGCUGGCCGCCGUGUGCGCCGCGGCUCCACAGCAGGACGUGCAGAUCCUGCGCUUUGACAGCGACGUGCAGCCCGAUGGAUACAGCUUCGCGUACGAGACGAGCGACGGCACCUCUCGCCAGGAGCAGGGCAAGCUUGACAACCCGCAGUCUGAAGACGCCGCCCUCACCGUGACCGGGGAGUACGCCUACGUCGCCCCUGACGGCAAGCACUACAAGGUCACCUUCACCGCCGGACCCAACGGCUUCCAGCCUAAGACUUCCCUUGGACAGUAAACGGACUUUCAAAGUUACGUCCUCAAACUAAAUGGAAGCGCGGUCUGACAUUUCCAAUGGGGGCGCCAGCGAAUCUUAACAGCGCCACAGCUCCGAAUAUUUUUCUUUGAUCGUGGCACUAUUAGGAAAUUGCUUUAGAUAAGCAAUGUAAAUACUCUUUUAUUUUUUAAAAGCCAUCACUUAAAUAGAAUCCCAAUGAACAGAUGCUCAAUAAUUGCGUCGCAGUGAACUUCGAUCUCAUUUAUGCUGGAGCAUUAAGAAUGAGGAAUUGUUGAAUCUAAAUUCUUGUGCCAUAAGACCAUCUUUUUGUAUUUUUUAUUUUAUUUUGUACCACAAUUUUGAGCAUUUGCUCAAAAUAAAGUAUUUUUUUAUA
Messenger RNA from Leguminivora glycinivorella, 795 nucleotides. RefSeq names its product endocuticle structural glycoprotein ABD-5-like (gene CPR23). The transcript has 3 exons. The coding region runs from base 63 to 422 and encodes 119 amino acids. The record is from RefSeq and is a predicted model, not a curated record. Gene Ontology annotation, molecular function: structural constituent of chitin-based larval cuticle. Gene Ontology annotation, cellular component: chitin-based extracellular matrix. Lineage: Eukaryota; Metazoa; Arthropoda; Insecta; Lepidoptera; Tortricidae.